Molecule: messenger RNA, 2112 nt
Organism: Closterium sp. NIES-65
Lineage: Eukaryota; Viridiplantae; Streptophyta; Zygnematophyceae; Desmidiales; Closteriaceae
Source: the annotation of a GenBank genome assembly
AUGCCGCCAGACCCAGGUAUAGAGGCUACUGCUCUAGGUGCUAGUGAGUCUGCUGCCCUAGGUGCUGGUGAGUCUGCUCUCUCUGGUGCUGCGGCCCUGCACACCUUCACGCUUGACUCGGGUGCUUUCCGCUGUUUCUUUCGAGACAGUACCAUAGUCACGCCGCUCUCUGCACCUGUUGCUGUCUCUUUGGCUGACCCCUCUGGGGGCCCAGUCCUUGCACGUUCCUCCACUGUUCUGCCUUGUCCGGCUGUUCCGUCGCUGCCUCCCCCCCCGCCCUUGCCUGCCCCUCCCUGCCUUCCCUGUGUCGAGGGGCGGCAGCGCGCCGCUCCUCUCUCCUCCUCGUUCCCCCCAACAGAGGCUCUCCUGCAGACUCUCCACCUGGACAUGUGGGGCCCAGCCCACCUCCGCGAGCGGUUCGAGACGGACCUUACAGUUCUGCAUCUGCACUCUGACAGAGGUGGUGAGUUUUCCUCCGACCUCUUGCGGGCCUUCUGUCGUGCGGGGGGCAUUCGCCAAACGUUCACGCUUCCAGCCUCUCCGCAGCAGAAUGGGGUUGCUGAGCACCGCAUUGGCUUAGUCAUGGAGGUCGCUCGUACCUCCAUGAUCCAUGCAGCUGCCCCUCAUUUUCUGUGGUCGUUUGCAGUCCAGUAUGCCGAGCAUCAGCUCAACCUCUGGCCCCGUGUCUACCUCGCCCACACUGCAUUGGACGGGGGAGGUUGGCGAUGCGCGCCUGGCUGGCAGUUAUACCACCCCACCUCGCGCCGUGUCCUACCCUCUCAGGACGUCACGUUUGACGAGCUGGUUCCCUUUUAUCGUCUCUUCCCCUACUGUACUGCCCCUCUCCCUCCCCCGCCGCUCUUCCUCGCACCACGUCCUCCUCCGGUAGAUCCCCUUCCCCCUCAGGGUCCUGCUCCCUCAUGUGUGUCCCAGGUAGACUCUGUUGAGCCGGUCGAGGUCACUGUCGACUCUGGUGCUGCUAGAGGUGUUGUGCUUGGGGGUGCUGAGCCUGCGGGUGCGGGGCCUGGGGUUGCUGGGCGUGAGUGUGCAGAGCCAGGGGGUGCUGAGCUUGAGCGUGCGGAGCUUGGGGGUGCUGAGCCUGGGGUUGCUGAGUCUGAGGGUGCGGAGCCUGGGGAUGCUGAGCCUGCGGGUGCGGAGCUUGGGGGUCUUGAGCCUGAGCGUGCGGAGCCUCGAGGUGCUGAGCCUGGGGUUUCUGAGCCUGACUGCGCGAGUGGUUUGCUCGGUGCUGGAGCCUUCGGAGUGGUGCUGCUAGAGACAGAGCUGCUAGAAGUGCUGGAGCCGCUAGCCCCGGAGGCACUCGUACUGGAGGUACUUGAGCUGUUGGAGCUGGAGGUACUGCUGGAGCUACUGGAGGUGUUGGAGCUGCUGGAGCAGGAGGUCCUGCUAGUGCUUGAGCCACUGGAGGUGCUGCUGGAGCUGGAGCUGCUGGAGGUACUGGAGCUGCUGGAGCUGAAGGUGUUGCUGGAGCUGGACCUGUUGGAGGUACUGGAGCUACUAGAGCUGGAGGUGCUGCUGGAGCUGGAGCUGCUGGAGGUGCUGCUGGAGCUGGAGCUGCUCGAGGUACUGGAGGUGCUGGAGCUGGAGGUGCUUCUAGAGCUGGAGCUGGAGUUGCUGCUAGAGCUGGAGCUGCUGGAGAUACUGGUGCUGUCGGUGCUGGUGCUGGAGCCACAGCUACUACCAACCUCCCCGCUGCCUGCUCCUUCUCCUUACACUAAGCAGCCCGGAGGUCUUAUUGAGCGUCAUGAGCCUGCGUCUCGUCCUGCCUCGCCUGUUUGCGCGCGUCGCACUAGUAGUCGUGUUCCGCGUCCGCGUCCUCCUCCUAUCCCCUGCACGCACCAGAUGGCACUUCGUCCUUCCUCUAUUCCACUGCGUGUCCCUCUGCCGUCUCCUCCUACGUCCUCCCUUGCUGACGGUCCAGACCUUGAGUCUGACUCACUUCGUAGUGCUAGCCCUACCGUCACGUGUCUGCCAGCUACUGUUGUCGCUGACCCUUCCUUUGAGUCCACUGCUGCGUCUACAUUAGCUGUUGAGCUUGUUGACUUUGCUGCUCGCUGUCGUCUCGACUACGCCGCCAUUCUUGUUGCUGAGUGA